UCUCAUGGUAGCACAUUUAAGAAGCUGGAGAUAGAAGAUGGACCAAACAGCUUUCUGUUUUAGAAGACCUAAUGAAGCAAGCAAAUGACAAUUCUAUAAAGAGAUUAAAAUGCCGUACUGCAAUUGAGGUUUGUUUGUCUGCAUCUUGGAUGCUACUGGGUAGCUGAAUUUAUAGGUGGGACUCAUAUUUAUUUUUACACCUGUGGUGCACUUUAAAUACAAAUGAUUGCCCACCUCUUCCUUUGUUUUAAAUUCUGCUUUCUUAUCAGUGUAAAAUACCUGUCAGUAUUCUGAUAUGAGGGUGCUCUUUUCCCUAGGUCAUCAUCUAUCUUUAUGAAACCAACUUGGUGUGAAUGCAGUAUUCAAAGUGGGUGGAAUCUCCUUGAAUAAAGGAGAAGAUGGAGGUGCCAACAGUCAGCAGUAAAGAUAAUGGUGUAUCUCAUGUUCUGACUCUAGCGCUGCAAGAGCUCAGUUUGCUCUGCAAGAGAGAUGUCAAUGGUGUUGGCAUGCUGUAUGACCUGCUCAGAUCUCGCUGGCUGCAAGCACUGCUAAAGAUUUAUGAAUGCCUUCAACACUAUAUUGGAAAAAAACCAGAUCCUGUCACGCUGCAGGCACGUGCAUUGAGUCGUGAGGUAGUAGAGUUACUGCAUGAAGCCCCUCAGUCAGGAGAGAUCAAAGAGCUAAGACGGCUACUGCGUUCUCCACACUUCAAGGCCUUGCUAUCUGCUCAUGAUACUGUGGCCCAGAAAGAUUUUGAACCAACCCUUCCACCACUGCCAGACAACAUACCUGAAAAUGAAGAAGCUAUGAGGAUUGUCUGCUUAGUGAAAAACAACCAGCCUCUGGGUGCCACCAUUAAACGCCAUGAGAUAACAGGUGACAUAACAGUUGCCCGUGUGAUCCACGGUGGGCUGGCAGACAGAAGUGGUUUGCUGUAUGCUGGAGACAAACUGGUGGAAGUAAAUGGAGUUCCUGUUGAGGGUCUUGAACCUGAACAAGUCAUUAAUAUUCUGGCCCUGUCUCAGGGGACAAUUAUGUUCAAAUUAAUUCCAGUUUCUGAUCGGCCUGUCAGCAACCAAACAACACUGUAUGUGCGAGCAAUGGCAGAUUACUGGCCCUUGCAAGAUCCUGCCAUACCAUGUGCUGAUGCAGGUUUGCCUUUUAAGAGGGGUGAAAUACUCCAGAUUGUGGACCAGAAUGAUGCUCUCUGGUGGCAGGCCAGGAAAGUUUCAGAUCUCAGUGCAUGUGCUGGACUCAUACCCUCAAAUCAUCUUCUUAAAAGGAAGCAGCGAGAAUUCUGGUGGUGUCAGCCCUUCCAGCCCCACCUCUGUCUCAAAUCUUCAAUGUUAAGCACUGUGGAAGAAGAGGAUGACAUGCAGAUUGACGAAAAGUGUGUGGAAACAGAUGAAGAAACAUUUGAGUCAGAGGAGCUUAAAGAAGAAGAGGAAGAAUUUGGUGAAUUUGGUCAACGAGUCUUUAUUGCUGGAUUCCGCAGAAGCAUGCGGCUGUGUCGCAGGAAGGCCCGGCUCAACCAGCAGUCCUGCUACUCCCGCUGCCCCAGCAGCUGCUACAGCACCCUGGCAGCUCCCUACGAAGAGGUGGUGAGGUACCAGCGGCACCCAACAGACCGGCACAGACUAAUUAUCCUCGUGGGUCCUGCAGGAGUUGGUGUGAAUGAGCUACGGCGAAGGCUAAUCACAAGUAACCCACGAGAGUUUCAAAGUGCCACACCUCACACCACUCGUGUUCAGAAAAGUUAUGAAAUGAACGGUCGUGAAUAUCACUACAUAUCGAAGGAAACUUUUGAAAACAUGGUGUAUAGCCACAGAAUGCUGGAAUAUGGGGAGUACAAAGGGUACCUGUAUGGUACCAGUAUUGAUGCAGUGCGAACAGUCCUUGAUGCAGGGAAGAUCUGUGUAAUAGAUUUAGAACCGCAGGGUAUACAAAUAGCCCGGACCCAUGAGUUAAAGCCCUAUGUUAUAUUCAUCAAGCCACCCAGCAUAGGCUGCAUGAGGCAGACUCGUAAAAAUGCCAGGAUCAUUACGGAUUAUUAUGUGAACAUGAAGUUCAAGGAAGAAGAUUUACAGGAGAUGGAAGAAUCAGCUAAGAAAAUGGAAGCUCAGUUUGGUCAGUUCUUUGAUCACGUGAUUGUGAAUGACAAUUUACAAGAAGCAUCUGCGCAGCUGCUGUCUGCAGUACAUCGUGCACAGGACGAGCCCCAGUGGGUCCCUGCAGUAUGGAUAUGCUCAGACAAUCAGCCCUAAUUCUAAACAGCAGGCAGCUUCAGAAAGAUUACAGCUUAUGUUUUACUUCAAGAAUAAUCCUAAUGUCAGGAUCGCAAGAAUUUAUCUUUGUAUGUGAGGGAUUUGGAAGAGGAUUAGGAAAGAAGCUCCAACAGGAGAUAUAAUCAUACUAUGUUCUGUGUAGCUCUUGAGCUUUUUAUGUUACACUUGCAUCCACUUUUGUACAAAAAAGAAAAAAAAGAAAUACUGUGAGUACUCAAUUACAAGAAUAAAGAAAAAUCUAUUUUGUUGCAUGUAUCUGUGUUAUUUACUUACACAUAAGUUCAGAAAGGUCCUGUCUUUUUAUUAUGCUUGUUCUGGCUUCUAUGAUGCCUUUACAUUCUAGAAGUCUUACAAAUGAUAUUAAGUAAGAAUGUGCUUUUUUUGUAUGGUGUCUGUCAGCAGUAUUAUUUAUGAAGGUAUUGGUUUGUUGCUAAUCCUUUUUACCUUUAAGAUAGGAGUGGUGUUGGCAUAAUAUUAAUUACUCCAAAGCCCAGUUAUCUUCAUAAUAGUGUAAAUAUAUCUUUUCUGCUCUUCCAUCAGCUCAAGUGAGUACAAACUGACAGAACGUGGACUUACCAAAGAGGAAAAUAAUCAGAAAACCUUUCUCUUGUUGGGUUGGUCUGUGGUAGCACAGUCUUCUCAUCAAAGGGUUCAAUGCUUGUAGCAACUAAGUUCCUCACUCUCUCCACCUCGUAUUUGUAGCUGUCUUGCUGCCUGAGGUAACAGGUGGUUAUUUUGUUCGCCUACCUCAUCUUGCAGGAAAAUCAACAAAAGUGAGUUAAGCAGUCUAGAAAGAGGUUAUAUAAAGACACAUAUUACAGCCAGCAGGAUGCCUGCUUGCUCUAGAGCCAGGGCUUGUAUUCCCUGUUUAGACGUAAAAUGGGAGAAAGCUAAGCCCCAA
Molecule: messenger RNA, 3186 nt
Organism: Vidua chalybeata
Lineage: Eukaryota; Metazoa; Chordata; Aves; Passeriformes; Viduidae
Gene: MPP4
Product: MAGUK p55 scaffold protein 4
Exons: 21
Coding region: 399-2264 (621 amino acids)
Cellular component (GO): plasma membrane; adherens junction
Molecular function (GO): protein binding
Source: RefSeq, a predicted model, not a curated record